AUGCUUCAACCUUUGGAUAAAUCAACAGCCAGUCCUUUAUUUCAAAGGAGAUUACUUCACCACAAUGAAAUAGAAAAGUUAAAUAUUAACGAUAGUCGUCCCAACUCCAUCAGUAGCAACAUGUCAUUGUUGCAGAAUGGCGUGUGUGCUCGUUGUGGUGAGGGUUUUAAGAUGAAGGAUCAGAUCGUCAACUCUCAUGACCAAACUUGGCACCCAGAAUGCUUUGUAUGUGCUCAAUGCUUUCAAAGUUUUCCUGGAGGGAUAUUUUAUGAGUUUGAAGGCCGCAAAUAUUGCGAACAUGAUUUUCAUGUAUUGUUUGCUCCUUGCUGUCAAAAAUGUGGAGAGUUCAUCAUUGGCCGAGUAAUCAAAGCCUUGAACAAUAGUUGGCAUCCUGACUGCUUCCGUUGUCAACUCUGUAAUGGUCCCCUGGCAGACACUGGAUUUAUGAAAAAUGCUGGAAGGGCUCUUUGCCGAGAAUGUCAUGCCCAUGAAAAAGCUCGAGGCUUGGGCAAGUACGUCUGCCAUAAGUGUCAUGCCAUAAUUGAAGAAGGCCACAUCAAAUUUAAGGAAGAGGCUUACCACCCUUACCAUUUCAAUUGUAAAACAUGCGGUUCUGAACUAACAGCUGAUGCCCGAGAAAAGAAUGGAGAACUGUAUUGUCUACGUUGCUUUGAUAAGAUGGGUAUCCCGAUUUGUGGGGCCUGCAGACGACCAAUCGAAGAACGUGUAGUGAAUGCUUUGGGUAAAUAUUGGCAUGUAGAGCAUUUUGUCUGUGCGAAAUGUGAAAAACCGUUUCUGGGGACAAGGUACUAUGAGAAGAAAAACCUGGCCUAUUGUGAAAAUCAUUAUCACCAGCUGUUUGGAAAUAUCUGUUUCGUUUGUAACAACAUUGUGGCUGGAGAUGUCUUUACUGCCUUCAAUAAAGCCUGGUGUGUCAAUCAUUUUGCCUGUUCAGUCUGUGACAGAAAAAUGAGUCAAAAGACCAAGUUCUUUGAGUUUGAUAUGAAGCCAGUCUGCAAAAGUUGCUAUGAGAAAUUCCCAGGAGAGCUAAAACGGAGAUUGAAAAAAAAUUAUGAUGCACAGAGUAAGAAAUAA
This is a messenger RNA of Acanthosepion pharaonis, 1095 nucleotides long. Lineage: Eukaryota; Metazoa; Mollusca; Cephalopoda; Sepiida; Sepiidae. The record is from the annotation of a GenBank genome assembly.